GGCAUUUGGUAAGUUCGAGACUCAUCGCGCAUGGGCCUAUCGCUUCCCCCACAUUAAUGCGACAAGUUAUCAUCAGUAGUGUUGUAUUUACACUCUCACCACCCAUCUUUCCUAUCUUCUCCAUUUCCUAUCUUCCUCUGCUACAAUCUUCUAUAACGAAAUGAGCUGGUGGUGGGCUGGUGAUGUUAGUGCUGCCUGGAAGAAACCGGCAGUUCAAGGGGGCCAAGGAAGCGUAGCCUUGAUAGUAGGAGUAACGGGAAUUGUCGGCAACAGCUUGGCAGAAAUCCUCCCACGAUCCGACACACCAGGCGGUCCAUGGAAAGUUUAUGGAGUGGCCCGUCGUCCUCGUCCAAACUGGCAUGAGAACUGCCCAGUUGAGUACAUCCAGUGUGACAUCUCCGACUCGGCGCAAGCAAAAUCAAAGCUUUCUCAUCUCACUGAUGUUACUCACAUUUUUUAUGUCACCUGGGCCAGCCGAUCCAACGAAGCAGAGAACUGCAAGAUCAACGGCCUCAUGUUCCGAAACCUUCUUCAGGCUGUUGUCCCCAUCGCCACUAAUCUCCGCCACGUCUGCCUCCAAACCGGAACCAAGAACUACAUUGGCCCUUUCGAGUCAUUUUAUAAUUUUGAAUCCCAUGAUCCUCCUUACUCGGAGGAUCUGCCGAGAUUAAAGGUUGACAAUUUUUACUACACUUUGGAAGAUGUUAUGUUCGAGGAAGUGGCAAGGAAAGAGGGAGUGACUUGGUCUGUUCACCGUCCUGAUAUCAUAUUUGGCUUCUCGCCCUAUAGCUUGAUGAAUAUAAUUGUAACUCUUUCUGUUUAUGCUGCUAUAUGCAAGCACGAGGGAGCUCCGUUGAUGUUUCCAGGUACUAACGAGGCGUGGAACUGUUACGCGAUCGCAUCAGAUGCCGAUCUGGUGGCAGAGCAGGAAAUCUGGGCAUGUGUGGAGCCUAAUGCUCAAAACCAAGCGUUCAAUAUCCACAACGCAGAUUACUUCAAGUGGAAGCAUCUAUGGAAAGUCCUGGCCGAGCAGUUCGGGAUAGAAAAGUACGGGUUCGAAGAGGGGGGGAAAAGAGCGACCUUGGCUGAGAGGAUGAAAGAUAAAGGGCCUGUGUGGGAGGAGAUCGUGAAGAAGAACCAGUUGUCUCCUACGAAGUUAGAGGAGGUUGGGGGCUGGUGGUUUGUGGACACCAUGCUUAGUGGUGAUGCUUUUAUAUCUUGCAUGAAUAAGAGCAAGGAACAUGGAUUCUUGGGGUUUAGGAAUUCCACCAAAUCAUUUGUGCACUGGAUUGGUAAGAUGAGAUCCCAGAAGAUAAUCCCUAAUUGAAGUAGCUUGUUUUCCAUUUUGCUUGUAUUAGCUGCUUCAUGUUGGUAACUUUGCUGUAAGCCAGAGUCGAAAAAUAAGAGGAUGAUGGAGAGGUUGGAUUGCUCACAUCAAAUUUCACCCAAUUUUAAUUUGUGUUGACAUUUAAGAUUAUAUCGACAAUGUGCGUUUCAUCUUUG
This is a messenger RNA of Populus nigra (black poplar), 1503 nucleotides long. RefSeq names its product 3-oxo-Delta(4,5)-steroid 5-beta-reductase-like. The record is from RefSeq and is a predicted model, not a curated record. The coding region runs from base 161 to 1327 and encodes 388 amino acids. Lineage: Eukaryota; Viridiplantae; Streptophyta; Magnoliopsida; Malpighiales; Salicaceae. The transcript is spliced from 2 exons.